AUGGGGGUGACGGGAGGUGGUGAGCAGCUAAAGAAGCUGGCGGCAGAGGGGGCCAAGAGGCCGAAGAAGCCGGUGGUGGCAUCGGUGGUGGAGGCAAAGUACUCUAACCCCCAGGCAACACUACCCAGAGAUCCUUCCAGCCCUUCUCUUGAAGCUGGCCCACGGAGCACCCAAGAAAGACUUGUGCAGCCAAGAAAAAAAGUGAGGGGCCUUCUCCUCUGCUAUAUUUCUGAUGUCAGUGAAGCACUGAAUGUGACAGUCUCACCAGGACCAACAGUGCAAUACUUAGAGGGAGACAAUGCUACCCUUUAUUGUCAUGUUUCUCAAAAGAGGAGGAAAGACAAUUUACUGGCUGUCCGAUGGGUUUUUGCCCACUCACCUACACAGGAGCAUCUGAUGAUCAAAAUGACUAAAUUUGGGGUUGUCCAGUACUAUGGAAAUUAUACCUACCAUUUCCACAAGAAGAGACUUCGCCUUCUCAAAGAAAGACAUGGAACAAUGUACAAAUUCCUCAUUCUGAAUCUCCAGCAAACAGAUCAAGGACACUAUAUAUGCAAAGUCCAGGAAAUUGGCAAACAUAAGAAUAAAUGGACGGCAUGGUCAAAUGGCACAGCAGCCACUGAAGUAAAAGUGGUUUCAUCAAAAGCAUCAGAUGAUUCCACUUUCAAGAAAAACCAUGAGGCCUGGAAAUUUUUUGAAGACUUGUACAUAUAUGCAGUGUUUGUGUGCUCCAUAGGGAUUGUCAGUGUUCUCCUUUUUACACUCGUCAUUCUUUGUCAGUCCCUACUGAACAAGAGAAGAUCCAGAGUGAAACAUUACCUGGUGAAAUGUCCUCAGAACAGCUCAGGGGAGACUGUCACUAGUGUGACAAGUCUAUCCCCUCUACAGCCCAAGAAAGUAAAGAAAAAGAAGGAGAAAGUAGAGCAACCACCAGCUGUCCCAGCAAAAGCUCCAAUAGCCAACAAUUUUCCUAAACCUAAGUUGCUGAAACCUCAGAGAAAAGUGAUUCUGCCAAAAAUUGCAGAGGAGACUUUAACAUAUGCAGAACUUGAGCUGAUCAAGCCCCUGCAGGAAGCCAAAGGCAUCCCCACUACAACAGUCUACGCACAGAUCCUCUUUGAGGAGAAUAAGUUGUAAAAGCCUGUGUCUGUAAAUAUAUUCUUUGUCUGUUUUCUAUGUAAUUCUUGCUGUGCUGUUUAUUUAUAAAAAUCUUACAAAUGUCCUUAUUUUUUUACUUCCAUUCAUGUACUUCUGUACUUUUAUGAGACUUUUUCUAAACCUGUAGUUAAAAGGAAUCACAGUGAUGGCAAAUGAUAAACAACAGCCCUUUCAAAAGCUCUUGGUGCCUUGGUUUCUAUAGACUAAUGUACUACCUGGGCCAUUUUGAAUGCUAAGUGCAAAAGAGACCAGUGGAAACCUCAUUUCCACACAAGUCAAUUCUAUACCUAGUGCAAGAGUAGAGCUGGUCAAGGAUUUGCCAACAGUUUUCAAUGAGAAAUUCCAGUUCAGCAGUACUGGGACUUUUCCCAGGAAAGCAUCAAGCUCAAUGAAUAUCUUUUCAGCUUGAGAAAGCUUUAACAUUUUUGAGAAAAAUAUAAUGUUUUGAUUUAAACCCCUAUGUUGCUCUGGGGUGGGGAUUUGGGGAAGGGAAAGGGGGAGGGAGGCAUUUUUUAUGAUUUGGCUUUCUGUCCCAGUUUGGAAUGGGAAAAAUUCUUAAUAGCUCCAUUUUGUUUGCAAAAUGGAAGAACAGUUUUAUGCCCAGCUCCAGGCUUCUCUCUUCCCUCAACCCUGUAUAAACCUCCUGCAUGGCACCUGAGUACCAAAGUGUCCAAGGAGGGGGGAAGCUUUAAGAGCCCCUCUCCUGCAGUUCUCUGUAACAGCACAUUCUUCAGCCUCUCUCCACCACCAAGUGGAGUCAUUCCUUGACAAGGACCAUGGCUGGGGCAGAGCUAAGAGUAGGCUCUAGAGCCUCUGUCCUGUGAGGAAGAAUCUAAGUAUUACAUAUCUCUUAUUUCCACCAUCGAUACGUGGGCUGGUGAGGGAAGUGCACCUCCUGAUGGUGUCUUUUCUUAAGGAAAGGGCUUGCUCCUUCAGCACAGAGCCAUUUCUCUGAGCCUUGGCUAAUUUCCACAAUAGAGCCCUCCACUAAGCUGGGGACCGAACUCUUUUUGGUGCCUUAAAGGAUUCUGACCUUUGAGUCAUGUCUAUCUUUAAUUACAGAAUGUGUGGAACACUAAAGCCAAGACAGGGACCUAAAAUUAAGUGGUUGAGUCCAUCUUUCAGAGCAGGGGACCUGAGUUUUCAAAUGUGCUGAGCCCUCAACAGGUCCCAAGGUAAGGUCUAAGCUUGUGAAGAAGAAAUACUCAACACGUCCUCCUUCCAUUCUAAUGCAUACCCAGCCCCACUUUGUUCUCAACCCUGCAGCUCAAACUUUCAGGAUCCAGAACCCUUUCUGCUCUCACUAGAACACCCAAAACAUGCCUAAUAUCUCCUAGGCACUGAAAAUCCAUCUACAGCACUGACACUUUUCAACCCAAUUCAGCUGCCUGAUUUCCAUCCCAUAUGCCAGUAUUUCCCAACCUUUUCCAGCCCAAGGCACACUUACAUUAAUAAAAAUUUUCCGCAGCACACCCGUUAAGGCAUUUCCCAUCCUCAUACCUAUCGUAGCUUAUUGCCAUGGCAAAGUUCUGCGGCAAACCUGUUCAUUUCUGACAGCACACUUUUGUGCUGCGGCACACUGGUUGGGAAACAUUGCCAUAUGCACAUAGCUGUUGCUGAACCUGGAAAAGCAAGUGCAGAGGCCAUGGGCUGGGACUCCAUAGGAUGCAACAUCUGUAUAGUUGCUCAAUGGCAGCCAACAUGACUGCUCCUAGUUCUGCAUCCUUCUUCUUCUACAAUCUGAGCAUGAAGCCAUGACAUCCAGCAGAGCUGUGCCGGGGUGUUUGAGUGCUGUGCACAGGACAGUGGCAGUGGUUACACUGCUGGUGGUGCAGCAACAUCUGGGCUGACAGCAAAGCUGCUGCAUGUUUUGCAGGCAUACUACUCUCCCCCACCCCAGAUAGGCACCCAGGGGUGGUGGCCCACUCGUUCCCUCUUCGUUAUGCUCCUGCCUUUCAGAGUGCCAUAUUGUCCCAGCAUAAACAAGUGGCUGCACAGAUCAGCAGCAAAUGUCCCUAGUUUAUAUUCUCCUUUGUAGCCUAGAGGAAACAUUUUGUAUUCCUAUGGAUGCAAUUCCACCACAGCAUUAGGGUCCAGAUUUGCCCAAGGUUGUGAGAAGCAGACCUGCAGGGGGUAAGUUUGGUUCUGUUCCUGUUUGAUUACUUGUCUUGAGCAAGAAAUGCAAGCACUGUAGCUUGGGAUGCAUUUACAGGCCAAAGCACAAAACCUGGGGAGAAGUACAAGCCAUUUCAAGGUGACAGUUGCAUAUAAUCCAGCGUGCAGUAGCUAAUGGUUGUCAGCCUUCCGUUACUACCCAAAACUCUGAACAGUUCAUAUUGUUUGGACCAUCCGACUCACCCUAACUGUAUAAAGUAUUACAACGGAUUACAAUUACAUGUUCAAAGUAAAAUGAGACAUUUGCUCCUAAAUCUGUCCAAUGCUUUUAAAAAUCAUUCCCUUAUAUUCUUACAUCACUUUCCCAGUGGAUUCAUUUUUGGUUAAGAUUGUGAUCUGCUGUCCUGUCUUCAGUCUGUUUAGGAAACCAAGGGUGUGCUCUGAGAUGCAAAUGAGCAGAUCUUGCCAGUGGUCAUCAUGUACCAUGUUUGGCAUGUACCAUUCUUGUGCCAGUCUGACUACGCCAAGUACUAUUUUUUUUCUUUUUUCAAAAUAACCAUGCCAUGAAAUGCCAUGAAAGAUGGCUAUAAUAACAACCCAUUACUUAAGGUUCAAAUAGUGAGGCUUCCCAACACUUGAGUAUUACAGUGCAGUUCUUAAACACACAAUAUUACUCAUGCAGGACCUUUGUCUCAUCCAUUACAUGUCUAAGCUAGCAAAAGUUUUGUAUGUGAAGCGAGCACAAUUUUGCCUUUUAUGAGGAUUCCCUGGUAACAUUUUUGUACACAUUUUUCCUAGGGUCUUGGGUUCUGUUGCAUGUGUAAAACACCAUCAUGUAAACACGGCGCACAACAUUCAGUCAUCUGUAUGUUACCAAAUUAUUGAAAUGCCCAUGUCAUGAGAGAACAUGUAAAAAAUAUCUGGUCCAAUUAGUUGUUGCAUAUAAUAUUAAUUCCAAAACAAUAAUACCAAAUUUAAACUCUUCUCAGGCCAACUAUUCAUUCCCAAAUUCACACUUAUUGCUACAAAUAAGUUUUGUUGCUGCAACAAUUUGUUGCAGUUUUGUUGCUGGUAACAAUUUAGUUGAACAGUGUUCAGGCUUGUAAGUUGUUAAGCAACUGUUUAUUUCACCAUUUCAUUAUUCAUAAGAUGUUUUUCUUCCUUUGAAUGGCACAGCAUUCUUUUCAGUAUAGUUUGGUAAGCAUUUCGACCAACCACCAACAAUGGCUAACACCUUUUGAUCAGUAAUAAUAUUUUUUGUGCAAAAAUGUAAGGAUCAUCUCUGGAACAGCCAGAGGUUGACUAUUCUCAAAAUUAAAUUCAUUUUUGUGCAAGAUGACUCCUCCCCCCCAUCAAUCAUCAAUGAAUUGGUAAUUCUUUUUCUUUUAAAUCAUUCAAGUCACACAGUUCUGGGCAUCAGGCUUAUUGUUUAGAAAAAUCCACUACUACAUGUUUAGUCCUUACCCAAUACUUUAAUUAUUUCUGUUGUUCAUGUAUUAAUGUUUUGUAUUUGUAUAUUCUUGUUUAUCAUUGAUAUUGAAUUCCCUAACUUAACUGUUAAUUAAGCUAAAUAAAUUACCUGUUCUUUUUUGGUGAUAGAA
Molecule: messenger RNA, 4874 nt
Organism: Alligator sinensis (Chinese alligator)
Lineage: Eukaryota; Metazoa; Chordata; Crocodylia; Alligatoridae
Gene: VSTM4
Product: V-set and transmembrane domain containing 4
Exons: 9
Coding region: 1-1137 (378 amino acids)
Source: RefSeq, a predicted model, not a curated record